GGUAUCUGGUCUUAAAAUUAAUUUCGGGAAGAGCCAAUUAAUGGGGAUCGGGGUUGAAGACAAUUGGAGAAAUAAGAUGGCGUUCAGGCUGUGUUGUAAAGAAGGGGAGCUUCCAUUCAAAUAUUUGGGGAUCCCAGUUGGAGGAAAUCAUAAAAGAGUGGCAAUGUGGCAGCCAAUGGUGAAUUCAUUCAAAAAAAAACUAACUACUUGGAAGGGUCGGUUUUUAUCCUUGGGAGGCCGUAUCACGCUCAUUAAUUCAGUGCUGUCUAGCCUGCCCGUGUUCCUCAUGUCAGUCUACUUAAUCCCGAAAGGUAUACUCUACUCUAUUGAUAAAAUUCGUAGAAGUUUUUUAUGGGGGGGUGGGGGUGAAAAGAGAAAAAUAAAGUGGGUCAGCUGGGAUAAGGUGUGUAAAAAAAAGGAGGAAGGCGGGUUGGGGGUGAGGGAGUUGAGGAAAUUUAACCUGGCGUUGUUGGGCAAAUGGUGGGGACGUCUUGCUGAAAAUAAGGAGGGGUUGUGGAAGCGAGUAAUUAUAGGGAAGUAUGGAGAGAGGGGGGGACAUUGGCUGGACUGGAUUAAAGAAAGAGAAGGACUAGGCUCUACAUGGUGGAGGGAUGUAUGCUGCAUUGAUAAAAUGGAUAGGGAGAGAGUAGGAUGGCUGUUGGAAGGGUUUAGAAUAAAGCUUGGGGAUGGUAAGAGGGUGAGCUUUUGGUGGGAUAAUUGGUGCGGGGUGGGCUAUCUUGCUAAUAAAUACCCUAGACUGUAUUUGAUAUCCACAGGAAAGGACAACAAGUGCCACCAAAUGGGAAACGAAGGAAAUGAACAAUGGAGCUGGAACCUCCAAUGGAGAAGAAAGCUAUUUGAAUGGGAGAAAGAAGAGGCAAAGGAACUCCAACAAUUGAUAGAAGACAAGAAAAUCAAGCAAGGAAGGCCAGACUCGUGGGAAUGGGUCCAUGACAAGGAUGGGCAAUACUCCACUAAGACAGCAUACUCAAUCCUAACAAAAGAUCAGAUAGAAACAAAUGAGAUAUCGACAUACAAAAGAAUAUGGAAUCCCAAAUUUCCAAGUAAAGUCUCAGCCUUCAACUGGCAACUUUUGCUCGACAGAAUCCCAACAAAAGUCAACUUGGUUAUUAGAGGGAUUAUUGGAGAAGCAGAAGAUGGCAAAUGCGUCUUUUGCAAGGAGGAAGAUGAAGACUCCAAACACGUAUUUCUGAAAUGCAAAAUAACCAGUUGGGUGUGGCAAGAAUGCGCUAAAUGGUGGGGAACAGAGGUUAGGCUGGAAAGGGAUUGCUGGAAUUCAUUUCAGAGGUUUGGGAAAUGGAGCAAAGAUCCAAAGGUAAAAGAAGGCUGGGAUUGCAUUUGGAGUACUGUAAUCUGGACAGUGUGGCUUGCUCGGAAUCAAAUGAUUUUCCAAGAUAAAAAAACUGACCCGAGAAAGUUGCUGGAAAUCAUACAAGUGCGAUCCUUCCAAUGGUGUACAGCAAAACUGGACAGGUAUGCUUUUACAUUCACUGAUUGGCUAAUUAACCCAGUAGAAUGUAUUAAAAGUCUCCAUGCUGGUCGGAAAAAGAGGGUCUGAUGAGGAGUUAUAAGGCUGUAUAAUUUUGCUUAGUAUAUUGAAAUGGAGUUGGGUCAUGAUGGCUACUUUGAGCAGCUCUUUGACUAUAGUCUACUCCUUCAUGGAUUGAGUGGGUUAAAGUAGAAGUAGUCAAUGCAUGCUCAAUGUUGUGAUUGC
Molecule: messenger RNA, 1735 nt
Organism: Rubroshorea leprosula
Lineage: Eukaryota; Viridiplantae; Streptophyta; Magnoliopsida; Malvales; Dipterocarpaceae
Source: the annotation of a GenBank genome assembly